Molecule: messenger RNA, 888 nt
Organism: Momordica charantia (bitter melon)
Lineage: Eukaryota; Viridiplantae; Streptophyta; Magnoliopsida; Cucurbitales; Cucurbitaceae
Source: RefSeq, a predicted model, not a curated record
AUGGAAGUUAAAUUGGAAGGAAACACAACUGCCAUCAAGAACAUGGAGGUGCAGAUAGGGCAAAUGGCAUCCACAUUGAACAUUAUGCAGAAAGGGAAGUUUCCAAGUGACACGGAAGUUAACCCACGAGAACAUUGCAAAGCUGUCACUUUGAGAAGCGGAAAGGAGCUCCAGGAGCCUGAAAAGAAAAAAAUGGAAGAACCAGUCAUCACAACUGAGGAACGGGAAAAUAAGGAGGAAGUUGUAAAGGAGGCCACUCCUACUCUACAGGCUGACAAGCCUACUAGUUCUAUUGCUUCUAGUCUUCCUAACUCUUUACCUUAUCCUCAGCAUGCGUUGGAACAAAUGCCAAAUUAUGUGAGAUUUAUGAAGGACAUUAUGACUGGGAAAAGAAAAUUAGAGGCUUAUGAAACGGUGAAUCUCACUGAGGAGGGCAGUGCAAUCCUUCAGCGAAAACUACCACAUAAAUUGAAAGAUCCAGGGAGUUUUACUAUUCCUUGUACUAUUGGUAGUUCAUCAUUUAAUAAGGCUUUAUGUGAUCUUGGUGCUAAUUUUGUGGUCUUGGACAUGGAAGAAGAUUCAAAGAUUCCUAAAAUUUUGGGACGACCUUUCCUAGUGACUGGACGUGCUAUGAUAGACGUGCAAUUGGGUAAGUUGACUUUGAGAGUUAAUGAGGAGGUCGUUGUGUUCGACAUAUCUCGUGCCAUGAAAUAUCCCAAGGAGGUAAGUACAUGCGAUAUGAUAGAUGUUGUUGAUGCCACUGUGGCUGAAAUAAGAUCUUUUGUUUUAUUUGUUGAUGCCCUUGAAAAAUGCAUGCUUGGUUCUGAUAUUGAGGAAAUAGGGGAAUUAGAUCAGGAGGUUUCUUUUUAUCAUGAUGCUCUUAAUUGA